Messenger RNA from Colletotrichum higginsianum IMI 349063, 1098 nucleotides. RefSeq names its product TAM domain methyltransferase. The record is from RefSeq and is a predicted model, not a curated record. Gene Ontology annotation, molecular function: methyltransferase activity. The transcript is spliced from 11 exons. Lineage: Eukaryota; Fungi; Ascomycota; Sordariomycetes; Glomerellales; Glomerellaceae. Bases 1 to 1098 code for a protein of 365 amino acids.
AUGGCCGAGGUAUCCCAUCCGGCAGGCUCUCCGCAGCAUUCGCCGGCACCAGCCGAGCGCCGCGGUUCGCCCGAGUCUACACCGGCGCCGACCUCAGUGGAAGAGAAUGCGUUGCCGCCAGCGGAACCUUUACCCACGCUUACAUCUGAGUUGGAGCCUGGGUUGCAGAUCGAAGUUGACGCGGCCGAUGCAUCCGACGUGGAUUCUGCACUAGAUGUUCCCACUCGGGACUCUCUUACCUCAUUACGAUCCAGCCUUCGGCAGUAUCAACAUGAGAACGGACGUACAUAUCAUGCCAUGAGUGCAGGAAAAUAUUUCUUGCCGAAUGACGAGUCCGAGGUCGAUCGACUAGACCUUCAACACUAUGUCAUGACAUUGACGUUGGGGGGGAAUCAUUGUCUCUGUCCCAAGAACAGGGGUGCCAAACGAGUAUUGGAUCUCGGCACCGGCACAGGCAUCUGGUCUGUAGAGUACGCGGAUGCCCAUCCUGAAGCAGAGGUCAUAGGUGUUGAUCUCAGUCCCGUGCAACCUGACCUUGUCCCUCCAAACUGCUCUUUUGAGCUCGAUGACCUUGAAAAAGAUUGGACAUGGUCAAGGCCUUUUGAUUUCAUAUUCUGCCGCAUGAUGACAGGCAGCUUCUCUGACAAUAUGAGUAUCGUGCAGAAGGUAUUCGACGCACUAGAGCCUGGUGGUUAUUUUGAGGCACAGGACAUGGCACUCCCUCUUGGCUGCGACGACGGCACUCUUACCGUGGAUUCGGACCUUUGGAAAUGGGUCCUCCUUGUCAUGGAAGGUAUGGAGAAGUUUGGCCGUCCUGUGAGUGCUGCUCAGCAAUGGAAGCAGCUCAUGGAAGCCGUUGGCUUCGUGGAUGUCGUCGAGACAAUUUACAAGUGGCCGACGAACCGCUGGCCUCGAGAUCAACACUAUAAAGAGCUAGGAAUGUGGAGUCUGGAGAACAUGGACCAGGCUUUAGAACCGGCGACACUUGCACCCCUCACGAGAGCGCUUGGCUGGACCUACGAGGAGGUCAUUGUCUUGGUCAGCAAGGCAAGAAAGGUCAUGAGAGAUCCUACUGUACAUGCGUAUUGGCCCAUGUAG